ACACACACAAACCAGUUUUUGCUCCUAGCCACUUGUCUUCAUAUCUGUAACCGGAAAAAUGACCUUUGUUGCUGCACCUGGUUAUCAACCAAAUUACAACCCUAGUGUUCCAUUCAGCAGCCCUAUCUAUGGAGGACUUCGACCAGGAAUGGCAAUCUAUAUUCAAGGUCAUUUGCCUCAUCAUGCUGACCAGUUUUGUAUAAACCUUACUUGUGGUGAAUACCAAGGGGCAGAUAUUGCUUUGCAUAUUAAUCCUCGUUACGAAGGACAUGACAGGGUUGUCUUCAACACUUGCCAAGGAGGCUCCUGGGGCAAUGAGGAGGACAAGAAGCAAAUACCAUUUAAGAGGGGGCAACAUUUUGAGGUCUUAGUCCAAGCGAAGCAUGACAUUUACGAGGUGUUUGUCAACGGGUCACGCUUCUAUGGGUACUCACACCGUAUACCUCUUGAACGAGUGACUGCUGUGCACAUUACCGGACCUCUGACCCUUCAGACCGUUAACAUUAUUGGUGGUAUGACAGGGCCUGCAAUGCCUAUUCCCGCACAGCCCAGCAUGGGAUAUCCUGCUCUAUAUGUACAACGGGAUGGCGUGGCUAUGGGCACGUCAUGUGCCAAUAGCUACGCCAACGUUGUUAUGGCCGAUUGGGAGACAGAAAAUUUAUUUAAAAUGUGCAAAUUCAAAGAGAAUGCCCUGUUCUACACACGUUUUGUAGACGAUCUCUUCCUCAUUUGGAAAGCUGAAGAUUCAAAACUUACAGAAUUCUACCAAGAUAUGAAUACAACCACUGAGUAUUUGAAAUUUACUAUGAUUAAGUCUCAUGACUGUAUUGCAUACCUAGAUGUAUUUGUGCAUAGUUUACCUAAUGGCCUAUUAAAUACAGGCAUUUAUAGAAAAGAUUGUUAUAGAAAUACAUAUUUACAUCGUAGUAGUAUGCACCCCAAUCAUAUAUUUAAUAAUAUUAUUAAGGGUCAAGCCAUGAGGAUAUCUAGAUUGAGUUCUGACCAACAAGGGUUUCAGACAGAAAUGGAUGGAUUGAUACAAAAAUUUCUAAAUCGCUCAUAUGGUAUAGAAGAGAUCAAUGCAAAUAUAUCUGACAUUGAGAAUCUAAGGAAAGAGAAAGCCUCAUCCUACUUUGCAAAAAGUAAUAUUGCAGUAGAAGAUACAACCUCCUCAAAUAACACAGAUAAUAGGAGUAUGGGGAAUGCUGUUGUUUAUAAUCCAACUAUACCUUAUGUUGCUCACAUUCCUGGUGGACUUAGCCCCAAGAAGACAAUCAUUGUGAGAGGAAACAUUCCUUAUGGAGCUACUGGUUUCCACAUCAACUUCAAGGCUGGAUACUCCAAUGACAUUGCUUUGCAUAUUAACCCUCGAUUCAAUGAGCAAGCAGUGGUGAGAAACAGUUUAAUCGGUGGCUGCUGGGGAAGUGAAGAGAGAGGUCUGUCAUACAAUCCUUUCCAGCCUGGACAGUUCUUUGAUUUAUCGAUUCGCUCUGGUAAUGGUCGUUUCAAGGUGUUUGUGAAUGGACAACAUGCAUUUGACUAUGUCCAUCGUCUGCAUAGCUUACAGCAGAUUGACUUAAUGGAAAUUGGUGGGGAUGUGUCCAUUUCCUAUAUACAGCUCUGAAAAACAUAUGUGAAAUAUAGCAGCCAGUUCCAAAUCGGACAGUGUAUCAAAACAAGUUCAGUUCUUAAGAUAAUAAUAUAGUCAUCGUAUAGGGAUUAACUUCCCAUCUGAGGAUUUGUCUUUUGAAUUGUGCUUUUGUUUAACUGUAAAUGGCCAGUCUCUGUUAAACUUUGUUGCUGCAGCACUGAAAGACUUCAGUAAUGAAGUUACUAAUGUGAACCUUGUCCCUGUCAAUAAAAGAAUUCAUCUGC
Protopterus annectens (West African lungfish) is the source of this 1875-nucleotide messenger RNA. RefSeq names its product galectin-4-like. The record is from RefSeq and is a predicted model, not a curated record. The transcript has 10 exons. Lineage: Eukaryota; Metazoa; Chordata; Ceratodontiformes; Protopteridae. Gene Ontology annotation, molecular function: carbohydrate binding. Bases 59 to 1624 code for a protein of 521 amino acids.